Molecule: messenger RNA, 3234 nt
Organism: Ostreococcus tauri
Lineage: Eukaryota; Viridiplantae; Chlorophyta; Mamiellophyceae; Mamiellales; Bathycoccaceae
Product: Monooxygenase, FAD-binding
Exons: 1
Coding region: 1-3234 (1077 amino acids)
Molecular function (GO): FAD binding
Source: RefSeq, a predicted model, not a curated record
AUGUCCGACGACGACGACGGUGAUGCCAACGCCGGGGCGACGACGACGACGACGACGACGACGACGAAAAAGCUCGGGAAGAAGGAACGGAUGAAACGUCGAGCGAAAGAGCUCGUCGCGCAGGGCGUGGACGAGGACGAGGCGCGAAAACGAUGUGGACUCAACCCACUGCCGAAACCAAAGGCGGCCGACGGAGUGACGACGACGAGAGGGAGCGAGGGAGGAGGGAGGGAUCGCGGAGGGACGACGAGCGGGGAGCGAGGACCGUCGCCGGCGUUAUUGACGGCGAACAUACGAAACGCGCGAACGUUGAGAGAGUUGUACGGGUUGCGGGACAAACACGCGGGUCGGUUGAACCACAUUCACGCGAGCGCGAUGUGGACGAGCAUUGGGAGGUUUGUUUCGGUGGGGGAGGGGGAGUUAAGGGCGCACGAGGAGGCGCACGAGCGAUUGGUUCGACAGACGAUCGAGCGCGUGGGCGACCGGGGGUGGAAGAUGGGGGCGAGGGAGUUGGCGAACGUCGCGCACGGGGCGGCGAAAUGCGGACGCGGGUCGACGGACGCGACUUUGAUGGAGACUCUGGCGAGGGCGAUCGAGGGCGAGCUUGAGCGGUGUAACGCGCAAGAGUUGGCCAAUAUCGCGUGGGCGUUCGCCAAGGCUGAGCACGCGGACGAGCGUCUGUUUUUGGCCUUGGAGAAGAUGGCGUCGACGAAGGCGGAGCAAUUCAAUCCGCAAGAGUUGACAAAUAUGACAUGGGCGUUCGCCACCGUGGGUCAGGGCAACGCCCGAUUGUUCAAGGCUCUAUCGCGGUGCGUAGAGCGUCGCGCGGAAGAUUUUAGCACGCAAGGGCUCUCCAACACGGCCUGGGCGUUCGCGAAAUCUGGUUAUGUUGACGCCGGUUUGUUCCGAGCACUGUCACAGUCGGCGCAGCAACGCCUUGAUGGUUUCAACGCUCAAGACUUUUCGAAUCUCGUCUGGGCGUUCGCAAAGGCGAGCCAAUACGACGCAAAAUUGUUCACGACGCUGGCGGCGCACGCGGAUCGGCAUCUGAGCACUCUCAGCACACAAGGGCUGACGAAUGCGGUGUGGGCCUUUGCCAAAGCCGGGCACUUGGACGACGCACUCUUCACCGCUUUCGCGAAAUCCAUCGAGCGACGGAUGUCCACAGGAGCAAGCGAUUUUAAUUCACAAGACAUGGCAAACACUGCAUGGGCAUUCGCCAAGGCUUGUCACCUGGACGACAAUCUGUUCACUGCUCUGGCUCGACUGGCCGAGACAUGUCUCGAUGAUUUCAACACACAAGAUCUCGUGAACACAACUUGGGCGUUCGCUAAGCUGGGCAAAUACGACGAAAAACUGUUUAUUGCGGCGCGAAAGUCCAUCUUAAACAAUCGACUGGAUGAUCUGGAUGCCCCAAACACGGCUAACAUCGCUUGGUCGUUUGACAAGGCGAGUCAGCUUGAUAAGCGCUUGUUCGAUGCCCUCGCGCGCACAGCAGAGGUACGAGCGGAUGAGUUCAGUGCGGUUGAUUUGGCCAAUGUCGCCUGGACGUUUGCAAACACUGGGCAGGUCAACGACAACUUAUUUACCGCGCUGGCUCGGAGUGUCGAACGACUAAUGGAAGAGUUCAGCGAUGAAGAGCUCGACAAUUUGGAGUGGGCUUUUGCAAAAGCGGGGCAACAAAGUGUCGUUGAACAUCUCAAAAUGCAGCGACAAGGUUCGGAUGAGAUCGACUAUUCAUCACACAAUGUUGAUGUGUCAAAAUGUGGUAAAAUUAUAAUUGCUGGCGGUGGUAUUGGUGGUGCCGCGGCUGCCGUUGCGCUUCAAAGGAAAGGUUUUGACGUGAUCGUGUUGGAGUCAGAUAAAAGCUUCGACGCGCGUGCACAGGGCUACGGUCUGACAGUUCAAGCGCAAGAUGCUAUCAAAGCGAUGGGGGUUGAUAUUUCGCACGAUGAUGCACCCUCCACGUCGCAUUACACGUUUUCACCAGACGGGAGCAUCAUAGGCUUUUUUGGUGAGGCCUUCGGCGCUAAGAGUAAAGAUCGUCGAGAAUGCCAAAAUUCUGGGCGAUUCAUUCAUAUUCCUCGACAAGUGCUUCGCAAAAGGUUGAUUGAGGCUGUCAAACCGGGUGCGAUACGUUGGAACAGCAGACUCGAGAGUUUUACGUCUCGAGAGAACGAUAAUUCGGUCUCGGUGGCACUGACAGAUGGCACAGAGAUUGAGGGAGCCCUUUUGGUAGGAUCCGACGGAAUUUUCUCGUCCGUUCGUCGCCAACUGAACCUUUCCGCGGAUCGACUUAAUUACGUCGGUCUCUGCGUCGUUCUUGGCAUCAUCGACGAACAGGUCAUGAAGGUACCGCUCGCGCAUCGGCGUAUUUUUGAAACCGUUGAUGGAACCACGCGACUGUACGCAAUGCCCUUUACCACUACAUCAACGAUGUGGCAAUUGUCAUUUCCGUGCUCCGAAGAAACUGCUCGAAAGUAUACCAAAGAUGCGGCGAGUCUGAAGAAGGAAAUCACGCGCCGCUGCGGGGAUUGGCAUGACCCAGUUCCGCAAAUGUUGAAGAACACUCCUUUGGAUUGCAUGUCGGGCUAUCCUGUUUACGACCGAGAGUUGCUCGAGCCGACGAUUUUGCGUCCAGAAGGACAGGAAAGUCGUAGAGUCACGUUGAUUGGAGAUGCUGCUCACCCGAUGACGCCUUUCAAAGCACAGGGUGCGAACCAGGCGAUGAGUGACGCCGUGCUUCUUGCCGAUUGUUUAGUCGAGGGAGUGCACAAAUACGGUCCGAACGCUGGGUUCGAAUUCGCUCUGCCAAUUUUCGAGCAAAAGAUGCUGAGCAGAUCCUCCAGAAUGGUGGUUGGAUCACGCGAAAAGGCUAAGGAGAUGCACAGUGCUCUGGCGCUCCAGCCCGCGCGCAAAGGACAGCGUGAAGCUGACUUUGAUCAGCAGACAACGAUUCGCGUACUCAAGGAAAAGAGAAUAGGUGCACAGAAUGGCAGUGAUCCACGAGGCCUCGACGCGAUUGUCGAAGCCGAGGGUAUCAACAGUCCGAACAGCGUCGCUUCGGUGGGUACCAAAAUCGUCUUUGAGGAGGACAACAUUGACGACGACGAGCUGACACAGGGAAAGAAGCGCAAAGCCGAGAAGAAGGAGAAGAAGGAGAAGAAGGAGAAGAAGGAGAAGAAGGAGAAGAAAGAGAAGAAGGAGAAGAAGGAGAAGAGAAUCAAGCUCUAG